Messenger RNA from Gopherus flavomarginatus (Mexican gopher tortoise), 1014 nucleotides. It is a transcript of the gene NHLH1, whose product is annotated as nescient helix-loop-helix 1. The record is from RefSeq and is a predicted model, not a curated record. Bases 140 to 550 code for a protein of 136 amino acids. The transcript has a single exon. Gene Ontology annotation, biological process: regulation of transcription by RNA polymerase II. Lineage: Eukaryota; Metazoa; Chordata; Testudines; Testudinidae. Gene Ontology annotation, molecular function: RNA polymerase II cis-regulatory region sequence-specific DNA binding; DNA-binding transcription factor activity, RNA polymerase II-specific; protein dimerization activity.
GAACCAGACAACAAAAUAUUAGCAGCAGAGCAAUUUUAUUUUGCAAUUCAUUCUAUCUAUCUGUCUGCCUAUCUGUCUGUCUAUCUAUCUAUCCUGAUACACAUCUAUCAGUCUGUCUAUCCAUCCAUCCUUUGAAAAGAUGAUGCUCAAUUCAGACCAGACGGAAAUCGACAUGCCCCCGUCUCACUCCGAGACAGAGUCAGUUUUUAGUGACUGUGGUGGGGGCGGUGGCCGUGGGGCCGGAGUGGAGGAGGCCGGCAGCAUCGGCUUGUGUGCCCAGUCCCGGCUAGCUGAGCCGGGUGAGGCUCUGAAAAAGGACCUGCAGCACUUGACCCGAGAGGAACGUCGGCGUCGGCGGCGUGCCACGGCUAAGUACCGGACAGCCCAUGCCACGCGGGAGCGCAUCCGCGUCGAGGCUUUCAACAUGGCCUUCGCCGAGCUGCGCAAGCUGCUGCCUACCCUGCCCCCUGACAAGAAGCUUUCCAAGAUCGAGAUCCUCAGGCUGGCCAUCUGCUACAUCUCUUACCUGAACCACGUGCUGGACGUUUGAGCCACCGAGCCCACAUCCGUCUGACCAUCUGUCUGCUACAUCUCCUGCCUGAACCACGUGCUGGACGUCUGAGCCACCGAGCCCACAUCCGUCUGUCCAUCUGUCUGCUACAUCACCUACCUGAACCACGUGCUGGACGUCUGAGCCACCGAGCCCACAUCCGUCUGUCCAUCUGUCUGCUACACCUCUGGCCUGAACCACGUGCUGGACGUCUGAGCCACCGAGCCUACGUCAGUCUGUCCAUCUGUCUGCUACAUCUCCUGCCUGAACCACGUGCUGGACGUCUGAGCCACCGAGCACACGUCAGUCUGUCCAUCUGUCUGCUACAUCUCCUGCCUGAACCACGUGCUGGAUGUCUGAGCCACCGAGCCCACAUCCGUCUGUCCAUCUGUCUGCUACAUCUCCUGCCUGAACCACGUGCUGGACGUCUGAGCCACCGAGCCCACAUCCGUCUGUCCAUCUGU